Messenger RNA from Mytilus trossulus (common blue mussel), 939 nucleotides. Its product is annotated as isochorismatase domain-containing protein 2-like. The transcript is spliced from 4 exons. NCBI's taxonomy places the organism in Eukaryota, Metazoa, Mollusca, Bivalvia, Mytilida, Mytilidae. The record is from RefSeq and is a predicted model, not a curated record. Gene Ontology annotation, cellular component: cytoplasm. Bases 25 to 633 code for a protein of 202 amino acids.
GGGGAAUAACUCUAAUUGAAAACCAUGGCAAGAAGACUUGGAAAGAUAAAUUUGAAGAAUACGGCGUUAUUCUUGUGUGACAUGCAAGAAAAAUUUAGGGGAAACAUUGUGUAUUACCCACAAAUAAUCUCUGUAGCUAAUAGGAUGCUGCAAGGCGCUAAAGUUCUUGAAAUGCCGAUUGUCGUCACUGAACAAUAUCCUAAAGGUUUAGGUCCAACAGUUUCUGAAAUAGACGUUAGCCAGGAGAAAGUAUUCCCAAAGACUUCUUUUUCUAUGUUAGUUCCCGGUGUUGUGGACCACCUAAAAACUUUGCCAGAUGUUAAGUCAAUAGUAUUGUGUGGAAUAGAAAAUCAUGUAUGCAUACAGAAUACAGUACUGGAUUUAUUAGAGGAAAACUUUGAUGUACAUAUCAUAGCUGAUGCUUGUUCAUCAAGGUCAAUGACAGAUAGGAUGUUUGCCUUCCAGAGAAUGAGAGAAGCAGGAGCUUAUAUAACCACCAGUGAGUGUAUGCUGCUUGGACUAUGUGGGGAUGCAGCUCAUCCUAAAUUUAGACCAGUACAGAAACUAAUUACAGAAUCAGCACCGGACACAGGGUUGCUGAAUACAACAAUAAAAGGAGAAACUGCUCUGUGAUAUUAGAAUAAUGUUCGAAAAUAUGUGUGCUUGUAUGUGGCAAUAAGAUAAUUAUGUUGAUUUUGUUCAAAUGUUUUGAUUAUAAAAUUGUAAAUUAUUUACCAUAUGUUUCGGAUUUUAAAUGUUUGUCUUUGAGCCUUCCUGAUGAAGGUAAAUCCAGAAAAGCGCUUCGGACACAAGAAAUUAUUUAACGUGUUGUUUUCAAUUUUUUAAUCAGAUGGAUUGUGAGGUUAUUGUUAUUUUUUAUAUCAUAUAUGAUAGAUGUUAUUAAGGAUACAUUUUUAAAAAUAAAAUUUAUUUCAUCAA